Corticium candelabrum is the source of this 927-nucleotide messenger RNA. RefSeq names its product 2,3-bisphosphoglycerate-dependent phosphoglycerate mutase-like. The record is from RefSeq and is a predicted model, not a curated record. The transcript is spliced from 3 exons. Gene Ontology annotation, molecular function: intramolecular phosphotransferase activity. Gene Ontology annotation, biological process: glycolytic process. NCBI's taxonomy places the organism in Eukaryota, Metazoa, Porifera, Homoscleromorpha, Homosclerophorida, Plakinidae. Bases 42 to 713 code for a protein of 223 amino acids.
UCGAUACCCGUAUAAUCAGUUUUUUCUGCUCUGCACUAGCAAUGGCGAAACUGUGGCUCUUGAGACACGGCGAAUCGGAAUGGAACCUCCAGAAUCGCUUUACCGGUUGGACUGACGUUGGUCUCAGCGAUCGCGGCAAGGCGGAGGCUCUCGAAGCGGGCGAACAACUGAAAAACGUCAAACUCGAUACUCUCUACACAUCCGUGCUGAGUCGAGCGAUCGACACGGCUAAGUUGGCUCUAGGAGCGUCCGGCCACGGGUUCGAUAGCCUUCCGCGGUUCGAGGAUCAGGCGUUGAACGAAAGACACUAUGGUGACCUUCAGGGCUUGAACAAGGCGGAGAUAGGUAAGCAGUAUGGUCAGGAGCAGCUGCACAAGUGGAGGAGGAGUUACGACGUGCAGCCACCCAACGGCGAGUCGCUUAAGGACACUAAAGAUCGUGUCAUGCCUUACUGGGAGACUAAGAUACUGCCCGAUCUGAAGGCCGGCAAGCAUCUCCUCAUCUCGGCACACGGCAAUUCUAUUCGUGCGUUGGUCAUGGUGUUGUCCGACUUCACACCUGAAGUGAUUCCAUCAAUCGAGAUUCCUACCGGAUACGCGUUUUCAUACACAGUACAACCAGAUGGCUCUGCCACUUGUGAUGUCAACAUUAGAGAGCUGAAUGGUGUGGUAAAGAAGAUGAGAGAAGAGAAGGCUGCCAAGUUAAGCAGCUGAAUUGAACAACAAAUUCUACUCUAGUCGUCUACUGGGAUCUUCUAAUUGUGUGACUAGAAUGUUUGUUGAAUUUAUUCAUAUCCAGGCAUCCAUUGUUGAGUUAUGUAGAUGGCUAGAAAUACAUGAAUGUAUAUGCAAUUCUGCUUACAUGUUAGCAGCAGCUCACAAAAUUGAAUAAAAGCAACUCAUUCGACAUGUAUUUUGGAAGAAAACA